Molecule: messenger RNA, 441 nt
Organism: Danaus chrysippus (African queen)
Lineage: Eukaryota; Metazoa; Arthropoda; Insecta; Lepidoptera; Nymphalidae
Source: the annotation of a GenBank genome assembly
AUGAGCCGGCACGCUUGCUUGGCAGCAGCCGCGCUGUUGGCGGUCCUUUGCGUUGUUGACGCCCAACGACGCCUGGCCCUACCUGACCCCAGGAGUUGCGCCAACCGAGUUCGUCACUCCACCUAUCGCGAUGGACGCGGUGUAUUGCAUUCGUACUUCUUCAGUUGGGAACACGCUCCAACACGUAGUUUGGAAGUUGACUGGUUGGAUGCCAGGAACAUCUGCCGACGACACUGCAUGGACGCCGUCUCCUUGGAAACUCCACAGGAGAAUGAAUUCAUAAAGCAAAAAAUAGCAAAAGGAAAUGUUCGUUACAUCUGGACAUCGGGUCGCAAGUGCAACUUUGCUGGCUGCGAUCGCCCUGACCUUCAGCCACCCAAUGUGAACGGCUGGUUCUGGUCUGGCUCCGGUGCUAAGAUCGGGCCAACCCAACAAACGUAA